ACCUUAUGCAAGAUAAGUAAAAUAAGUUAAUUUCAGGUAAUGGUUCAUGUUUAGAGAAUCCCAUCUACAUGAUAACUCUUCAGCAUUGUUUGGUUUUGUUAAAAUUGAAUUGUAACUUAGUUAUUUUCAUGUUAGUUUUAUUGAAAGAUCUUCCUGUGUUCGCUAACUUGGUUAAUGGUUUCCUUUCCUCGUCGUAUUUGCAGAGAAUUUAAUGCUUGGAGAUAAAGGAUUGGCAGUAAUGAUCUAGCAAAUCCUAAUCCUUAUACUCCCAAUUCUGAUUUAUAUAAGUAGUGCGAGUUUAACAAUCCACAGUUUGGCUUAGAGAUUGGAUCAUUACGUCCGAUCAAGAAAUUGAGAUUUGAGUCAUUUGACCAACUAUCAUGGCGGACAAUUUGAACACAGCAAAAAAACUAAGCCACAAACUGUUUAAAAGGCUCCUCCAGAAAGAAAAACGUAAGUUAAGGCGGCAAAAGGCUGCAGAAGCAAGAAGGCAGGCAGAAUUAAAAGAGGAGGAACGUCUUCAAAAUGAUCAUGAUUACAGACAACAAAUUGAAGAUGAUGAGUUGCAAAAGGAAAAACAAGAAAAAUUUGAAAGGGAAAACAAGGAGAAACUUUGGUUAGAACGUGAGGCUAAGGCUCAAGAGGAAUUUGCUCAGAAGAAAAUAGAAGAGGAAAGAAAAAUUAAAGUAAAAGAAGAGCAAGAGAAGGUGAUAAAAUUAGAAUGGGAAAGGCAACAAGAAAAAGAGAAAUUGGAAAAGGAGAAAAAAGAAAAAGAGAUAAAAGAUAAAGAGGUACGUACAGAAAAAAACUUGAAUCUAAUAACACUUUGUGAAGGAAUUGAAAAAGAUGCUCUUUUUAGAGAACUAGAAAAAGACGUCCCGUCUGCCCAGGAUCGUUUUCAUAAUCCUGUUGCACCUGAAAAUUAUGGAACAGAAAAGGAUGUUGUUAAUUGUUCAUUCUAUCUCAAAACUGGUGCCUGCAGAUUUGGUGAAAGAUGUUCCCGCCAGCAUCCUAGACCAUCUAGUAGCACAACACUUCUUAUUCCAUCAAUGUACAACGAUAUAAGACACAUAGAAAGUGCUUUAGAUAUCGCUGAUCGUGAUACAGGAUUAGAGUUUGAUGAGCAAGAUGCGUACAAGAACUUUCUGGUAUUUUAUGAUGAUGUGUAUCCGGAGUUUGAAAAAUACGGAAGAGUAUCACAGUUUACGGUGUGUUGUAAUUACGAGUUGCACCUUCGUGGAAAUGUUUAUGUCCAGUAUUUAAGAGAAGAAGAUUGCAAAAAGGCAUUUGCUGAAUUCAAUGGUCGAUGGUAUGCAGGAAGACAGUUGUCCUGUGAAUUUUCACCUGUGACAAAUUGGAAGUCAGCUAUAUGCGGUUUAUUUGCACAAAAUCGAUGUCCACGUGGUAAAAAUUGCAACUUUCUUCAUGUCUAUCGCAAUCCAGAUGAUUGGUCCGAACAAUGUUUGGAAAAUCGUCGUUGCAGCAGAGAUGAAAAUGAUCGUCGUGAAGAACGCGGACGAAAUUCUAGAUGUAAAAAUGAUAAAUAUUUUCGUGAAAAGCGACGCUCUAGGUAUGAUGAUAGAGAAUAUCGAAAUGACAGUAAACGAAGAAAGUAUCGAGAUAAAUCGUUUAGUGAUAGUGACAAUGAACAUACAAAGAAAAGAAAGAGAUCCCAUCGUAGCAGCAAUUCAGACGACAGUGAUUACGAAAAGUCGGCCCAUCGUCCAUAUUCUCACAGUAAAGGAUCGUCGAGAGGUAAAGAUAGAAGAAACCGCAAAUCAAACAAAGAUGUUGAUUGCAACCAGCGGAGUAAAGAUUGUUCAAGAACUCCAGAGUCUGAGUGCCUUGAAUCUGGUUCAUCUCAUCGUCAUAAGUCCAAAAAGCGUAAGAAACGCAAGCAUCGUUCUAAAGAUGAAAGAGAAUCUGAAAAUGGUAUAAAAGAUUGAUAAUGUGUAAUCAUUGACAUACGUAUGUAUUGAAUGUAAAAAUUGUAUCAUCCCCUUUAAAAUACUGUCCAACCAAUUACUCUGUGUGCAUGAUACGUUUAUAAAAACUGGUGAAAGAAUGCAGAAGUCAUGAAGAUGGUUAGAGUAAAGGAUUCAAGUCAGCGGUUGGUUUCCAUGAACGUGAAGGUGGCUUUUCGUUUGGAAAAUUUUUUGCGCUUCCUCCAAUUCUUAGCAUUCAAAUUUUUUUAGUAACGUCAAUAGUUACUAUUGUGUUUGUUCAUCCCAUUGCCCCAGUUAUCAACUUCAUUAAAAAGGAGCCCUGAACAACGCUUACUACUUACUUUGGUCUACUUCUCCAACCAUAUACUAAACAAAAAUUAUACCACAUGAAAGAAUGUUAUAUGUUUUUAAUUUAAAAAUUAUACCAUUAGGUUAAAAACUUA
Molecule: messenger RNA, 2389 nt
Organism: Xenia sp. Carnegie-2017
Lineage: Eukaryota; Metazoa; Cnidaria; Anthozoa; Malacalcyonacea; Xeniidae
Product: U2 small nuclear ribonucleoprotein auxiliary factor 35 kDa subunit-related protein 1-like
Exons: 14
Coding region: 381-1946 (521 amino acids)
Biological process (GO): mRNA splicing, via spliceosome
Cellular component (GO): spliceosomal complex; U2AF complex
Molecular function (GO): metal ion binding; pre-mRNA 3'-splice site binding
Source: RefSeq, a predicted model, not a curated record